This is a messenger RNA of Menidia menidia (Atlantic silverside), 833 nucleotides long. Lineage: Eukaryota; Metazoa; Chordata; Actinopteri; Atheriniformes; Atherinopsidae. The record is from the annotation of a GenBank genome assembly.
ACUAUGCUAGUUGUGAGGCGAAGCCUGGUCACUACUAUGAUAGGCUGCUGAAGAAAUGCAUCAAAUGUGCUGAGAUUUGUGGCAAACAUCCAGCAGAGUGCUCUCAGCACUGCUCCACUCUGCCACCUCCCGUGACCACCAAGAUGCUCCUCACUGAAGUCCCUAAAAAGGACCCAAACUCAAGGGUGCUCCUCACAAAGACGGAUGACUUCUCCAUCCUGCUGUACUCCCUCCUGGCCGUGAGCAUGUUGUUGGUGUUUAUCAGCCUCGCUCUGGCUUUGGUAGCCUUCCUGAAGGGACGCAGGGCCAAACUCAGAUCUACAGAACCCAUGGAAGCCCCCCAAAACAGGCCGAAUUGUGUGGUCCAGCCAAUAACAAAGCUUGACAUCCCUGUCGGCCUGGCAACGAUGAGCCCAAACGAUAUUCAAACAAGUCCUGGAUCGCCCCCCAACUGUGAGCAACCAGAUGACUCCAGCCCAACAGAGACCUGCGUGUGUGUUCACUGUUUCCCUGAUCUGAGAACUCUUGGUCAGGACAGCCAAAGGCCACUGAGAGGACCUUACUCCUUCUACCAGCAGGCUGUGCUUCACAAAGCCAACAUCCCAAAAAGCGAACCGGUCUGCACUGAGGAGACCAUCCAAAGUUCUGGCCUGAGGGUUCAGGAGGAAGCAUAUGGACACCAUAAAAACAUCUAACUGGACAAGGGUAACGGAAAACUGUGCCCCUGAAGCACCCGCUUCAUUUAAAUCAAUUAACUCUCUUUUUCACUUUUUUUUAGUUUAUUAAUAAUCAAGUUAACAGCAGAAUGCCUAUCUUUAAGACAUCAAUUUAGA